Molecule: messenger RNA, 3064 nt
Organism: Merops nubicus (carmine bee-eater)
Lineage: Eukaryota; Metazoa; Chordata; Aves; Coraciiformes; Meropidae
Gene: LRP1
Product: low density lipoprotein receptor-related protein 1
Exons: 19
Molecular function (GO): protein binding
Source: RefSeq, a predicted model, not a curated record
CGACUGCGAGGACAACUCGGACGAGGAGAACUGCGAGUCGCUGGUGUGCAAACCCCCCUCCCACACCUGCGCCAACAACACCUCCAUCUGCCUGCCCCCCGAGAAGCUCUGCGACGGCUCCGACGACUGCGGGGACGGCUCCGACGAGGGCGAGCUCUGUGGUGAGUGCAGAGCUGGCCACAACUGCACCGUGGCCCCUGGCGAGGGCAUCGUCUGCUCCUGUCCCCUGGGCAUGGAGCUGGGCUCGGACAACAAGACCUGCCAGAUCCAGAGCUACUGUGCCAAGCACCUCAAGUGCAGCCAGAAGUGCGAGCAGGACAAGUACAACGUCAAGUGCUCCUGCUACGAGGGCUGGAUGCUGGAGCCCGACGGCGAAAGCUGCCGCAGCCUGGACCCCUUCAAGCCAUUCAUCAUAUUCUCCAACCGCCACGAGAUCCGGCGCAUUGACCUGCACCGGGGGGACUACAGCGUCCUGGUGCCCGGGCUGCGCAACACCAUCGCCCUGGACUUCCACCUCAACCAGAGCUCGCUGUACUGGACCGACGUGGUGGAGGACAAGAUCUACAGGGGAAAGCUGCUGGAGAAUGGAGCUCUGACCAGCUUCGAGGUGGUGAUCCAGUACGGGCUGGCCACCCCCGAGGGACUGGCCGUGGACUGGAUCGCCGGCAACAUCUACUGGGUGGAGAGCAACCUGGACCAGAUCGAGGUGGCCAAGCUGGACGGCACCAUGCGGACCACGCUGCUGGCUGGGGACAUCGAGCACCCCCGCGCCAUCGCCCUGGACCCUCGCUACGGGAUCCUGUUCUGGACAGACUGGGACGCCAGCCUGCCCCGCAUCGAGGCGGCUUCCAUGAGUGGGGAGGGCCGGAGAACCAUCCACAAGGAGACGGGCUCGGGGGGCUGGCCCAACGGGCUCACCGUCGACUAUCUGGAGAAGCGCAUCCUCUGGAUCGACGCCAGGUCGGACGCCAUCUACUCAGCCCUGUACGAUGGGACGGGGCACAUCGAGGUGCUGCGGGGACACGAGUACCUGUCACACCCCUUUGCUGUCACCCUCUACGGGGGUGAGGUGUACUGGACCGACUGGCGCACCAACACGCUGGCCAAGGCCAACAAGUGGACAGGGCACAACGUGACAGUGGUGCAGAGGACCAACACGCAGCCUUUCGACCUGCAGGUCUAUCACCCCUCCCGGCAGCCCCUGGCUCCUAAUCCCUGUGAAGCCAACAAGGGCAAAGGGCCGUGCUCCCACCUCUGCCUCAUAAACUACAACCGCACCUUGUCCUGUGCCUGCCCCCACCUCAUGAAGCUGGACAAGGACAACACGACCUGCUAUGAGUUUAAGAAGUUCCUGCUCUACGCGCGGCAGAUGGAGAUCCGGGGCGUGGACAUUGACAACCCCUACUACAACUACAUCAUCUCCUUCACGGUGCCCGACAUCGACAACGUCACCGUGGUGGACUACGACGCCCUGGAGCAGCGCAUUUACUGGUCUGAUGUCCGCACCCAGACCAUCAAGAGAGCUUUCAUCAAUGGCACCGGGGUGGAGACCGUUGUCUCUGCGGACCUGCCCAAUGCUCACGGCCUCUCUGUGGACUGGGUUUCCAGAAACCUCUUCUGGACCAGCUAUGACGCCAACAAGAAGCAGAUCAACGUGGCACGGCUGGACGGCUCCUUCAAGAACGCGGUGAUCCAGGGGCUGGACAAGCCUCACUGCCUGGUGGUCCACCCGCUCCAGGGGAAGCUGUACUGGACCGACGGGGACAACAUCAGCAUGGCCAACAUGGAUGGCAGCAACCGCACCCUCCUCUUCACCAACCAGAAAGGGCCUGUUGGCCUGGCCAUUGACUACCCAGAGAGCAAACUGUACUGGAUCAGCUCUGGCAACGGCACCAUCAACAGAUGCGACCUGGACGGCAGCAACCUGGAGGUGAUCGAGUCCAUGAAGAGUCAGCUGAGCAAGGCGACGGCCUUGGCCAUCAUGGGUGACAAGCUGUGGUGGGCUGACCAGGCCUCUGAGAGGAUGGGCACCUGCAACAAGAAGGACGGGACGGAGGCGCGGGUGCUGCGCAACAGCACCACGCUGGUGAUGCACAUGAAGGUGUACGACGAGAGCAUCCAGCAAGGUGUUGGCUCCUUCCUCCUGUACUCGGUCCACGAGGGGAUCCGUGGCAUUCCCCUGGACCCCAACGACAAGUCGGAUGCUCUCGUGCCCGUGUCGGGCACUUCCCUGGCCGUGGGGAUCGACUUCCAUGCAGAGAAUGACACGAUCUACUGGGUGGACAUGGGCCUGAGCACCAUCAGCCGGGCCAAGCGGGACCAGACGUGGCGGGAGGACGUGGUCACCAACGGCAUCGGGCGCGUGGAGGGCAUCGCCGUGGACUGGAUCGCUGGAAACAUCUACUGGACAGACCAGGGCUUUGAUGUCAUCGAGGUGGCCAGACUGAACGGGUCCUUCCGCUAUGUGGUCAUCUCCCAGGGGCUGGACAAGCCACGGGCCAUCACAGUGCAUCCAGAGAAGGGGUACCUGUUCUGGACAGAGUGGGGACAGUACCCCCGCAUCGAGCGCUCGCGCCUGGACGGCACUGAGCGGAUGGUGCUGGUGAACGUCAGCAUCAGUUGGCCCAACGGGAUUUCGGUCGACUACGAGGACGGGAAGCUUUACUGGUGUGACGCCCGGACGGACAAGAUCGAACGGAUCGACCUGGAGCCGGGCGAAAACCGUGAGGUCGUCCUGUCCAGCAACAACAUGGACAUGUUCUCCGUGUCCGUCUUCGAGGAGUACAUCUACUGGAGCGACCGGACUCACGCGAAUGGCUCCAUCAAAAGAGGCAACAAGGACAACGCCACUGAGUCGGUGUCCCUGCGGACGGGCAUCGGCGUGCAGCUCAAGGACAUCAAAGUCUUCAACCGGGCCCGGCAAAAGGGCACCAACAUCUGUGCCCAAAACAACGGGGGCUGCCAGCAGCUCUGCCUGUUCCGGGGCGGCGGGCAGCGGACGUGCGCCUGUGCCCACGGAAUGCUCUCGGAGGAUGGGGCGAGCUGCCGGGACUACGACCGCUAA